Molecule: messenger RNA, 2981 nt
Organism: Cyclopterus lumpus (lumpfish)
Lineage: Eukaryota; Metazoa; Chordata; Actinopteri; Perciformes; Cyclopteridae
Gene: zdhhc12b
Product: zinc finger DHHC-type palmitoyltransferase 12b
Exons: 5
Coding region: 309-1121 (270 amino acids)
Biological process (GO): protein targeting to membrane; peptidyl-L-cysteine S-palmitoylation
Cellular component (GO): endoplasmic reticulum; Golgi apparatus
Molecular function (GO): protein-cysteine S-palmitoyltransferase activity
Source: RefSeq, a predicted model, not a curated record
CGUGACGUCACCAAAACAAACGACGACAUACAGUGGGUUGCAGUCCUCCCGCUUGAUCCCUCCCGGCCACUGGACUGGCUCGUGACCGACACUGACCAAUCACAGCUAAGAGUGCACACGGGCGACAACAAACAUCAAAUGCAUUAGACCGAAGCCGAAAUUCAAAUAUCGUGUUUUUCGACCUCCAUUUAAUUCAGUGUUGGACUCAGUCACGCGGAACCGACAACGACGACGAGCUGUGAGCGCGAGCAGCGCUGCGCACGGCUCAUCCUCCGAUGGCAGCGCUAACAUGCUAAGAUGCUAGCACCAUGUUCAAAAAUGUGUUCGGCUCAGGGUUCCUGGUUCGAACCGCUCAUGUGAUUCUGACAUGGGUCAUCACGUUAAUACUCUUCCUCCAUGACACAGUGCUGAGGAAGCAGGAGGAGACUGGCCAGCUGGUCCAGCCCGUGCUCUUCGUCCUGCUGGUCCUGGUGUCGGUGUUGCUCUAUUUCGCUGUUUCUCUGAUGGACCCGGGCUUCAUCCUGUCUGAUGACCGUGAUUUACAUUUCACGCUGGGAGUGACGGAGGAGCAGCAGGACAUGAUCCCCCCCACCACCAAACCCCUGCGACAGCGCCGCUGUGGCCACUGUCUGCUGCAGCAGCCAAUGAGAUCCAAGCACUGCCAGACGUGUCAGCACUGUGUCCGGCGGUACGACCACCACUGCCCCUGGAUCGAGAACUGUGUUGGUGAGAGGAACCACCGCUGGUUUGUGUUCUACCUGGCCGUCCAGCUGCUGGUGCUGCUGUGGGGGCUGCACAUCGCCUGGACGGGUUUCAGCUACGCACCCAGCUGGCAGCUGUGGCUGCGUACCAACGGCGUGCUGCUGACCGUGGUGGUGCUGGUGGUUCUGCUGUCACUGAUUGUGCUGCUCCUGCUCGGCUCCCACCUCUACCUGGUGUCUCUCAACACCACCACCUGGGAGUUCAUGUCGCGCCACCGGAUCUCCUACCUGAAACACUGCGGCGCUGAUGAAAACCCCUUCGACCGCGGCACCUUCAACAACCUUUGGGGUUUCUUCUGCGUGUGGGGCACAGUGGUGUGGGAACAGGUGUACUUCAGGGAGGGCAGCGACCAGGUCUAGGAUUACAGGACUUUGAGACACAUAAGCAACCGCUCGGGAUUUUGGGAUCAGUGGGAAGAUGAAUUAUGCUUGUGUGCCAUUGUUUACCUUUGUGAAGACACUUGUGUUGUCGUCCCACAUUUAGCUUCUUGAACAUCUCUCCACUGCAGUGUGCUUCCUGUUUCUCACCCACGUGGCUGUCAACAGACGGACAGCCGGUUACCAGCACUCCAGACAUUCUUCAAACAGUUGUUUACAGCCAUUCAGUAGCAUUUCAAGCCCGUUACUGUCUGAUGUCAAAGCUAUGAGUAAAGCAAGUUGUAAAGCCCUGUCGGGCAUGCCACCUGACCCUUGCGCCGACGUACUCCAAUUCAGUUUAUUUUGUAUAGCCAGAAUCACAAACUCCCCUCAGAGGGCUUUACAAUCUGUACACAUACGACAUCCCUGACCUUUGACCUCACAUCUGAGAAAAAGUGAAGAAACCUUCAGGAGAGAGAAGAGGAGAUAGGUGCUCAGUGUAUCCUAAAACAUCCCCCAGCAGCCUAUAAGCCUAUAGCAGCAUAUCAAGGGGCUGGACCAGGGCAAACCUGAUUCAGCCCUAACUAUAAGCACUAUUAAAGAGGAAAGUCUUAAGUCUAUUCUUGAAUGAGGUGACUGUGUCUGCCUCCCGGACUGAAAGUGGAAGCUGGUUCCAUAAAAGAGGAGCUUGAUAACUGAAGGCUCUGGCUCCCAUCCUACUUUUUAGGACUCUAGGAACCACAAGUAGCCCCGCAUUUAGUGAGCGCAGCUCUCUAGUGGGGCAAUAUGGUACUACAAGCUCCUUAAGAUAUGAUGGUGCAUCACCAAUCAAGGCUUUGUAGGUGAGGAGAAGAAUUUUAAAUGUGAUUCUUGAUUUUACAGGGAGCCAGUGCAGAGCAGCUAAUACAGGAGUCAUGUGAUCUCUUUUCUUAGUUUUUGUAAGUACACGAGCUGCAGCAUUCUGGAUCAACUGGAGGGAUUUAAGAGACUUAUUAGAGCAGCCUGAUAAUAAGGAGUUGCAGUAAUCUAGUCUGGAAGUAACAAACGCGUGAACCAGCUUUUCUGCAUCUUUUUGAGACAAGAUGUGCCUGAUUUUUGAAAUGUUACGUAGCUGAUAAAAUGCAGUCCUUGAGAUUUGCUUAACGUGGGAGUUAAAGGACAAGUCUCGGUCAAAGAUAACGCCCACUAAAUCAUGUGAACAUUGUACACCCGACUGUUAAAUCAUUUAGAAGUUUACUCUUAAUACAUAAAUCAAUAAUUGCAUAAACAUUCGAUUUAAUAAUAUUUAUAUAUUUUUACAUAUUUUACUUGUUUUAGGUGCAUGUGUAGACAAUCCAGAUGUGUGGUUGCUAUGGUUUCUCUGUUCACUGACUGCAGUCAGAUCCUGAUUGACAGGUUAAAUAAUUAGAUUGCUGUAAUUGCCGAGUCGUAUUUCUUCUGCUGGGCGUGCUUCAGCAGCUGAAGUGAGAACAAGUUAUCAUUUGUUUAACCCUUAGCUCAUUUGAAAUGUGAAGGUAGAAUUUAAUCCAACCUUGAUGUGCAGGAGGCUCUGAUUUUGCCAUUUUAUAUUGUAUAUCAUUUUGUAACUUUUGAAGCAGAAAAUGUCUAGAUUUUUGUAUGACUAUUUUAAUGUAGUAAGUGAAGAACAAUACAGCGUUGGUCAUUUUUGUGCAACAGCAAUACACGUGUUGGGUUCAAUGGACAGCAGGAGGAUUGGACACAUGCAGACUGCCUUCAGUUGGACUCCUUGUCAAAGAUUUUAUGAAUGAACAUUUAAUUCAUGUUGUGUACUACAUGUACCUAUUAUAUGCAAUGUUUUUACGACUUUAAAAUAAAUGUUCAUGAGUUUCUUGGUCAUUUAAA